This is a messenger RNA of Lacerta agilis (Sand lizard), 631 nucleotides long. It is a transcript of the gene CFAP90, whose product is annotated as chromosome 7 C5orf49 homolog. NCBI's taxonomy places the organism in Eukaryota, Metazoa, Chordata, Lepidosauria, Squamata, Lacertidae. The record is from RefSeq and is a predicted model, not a curated record. The transcript is spliced from 3 exons. Bases 87 to 569 code for a protein of 160 amino acids.
GGGGGCUGGCUAGAGAAAAAGCGGCCGCUGGAGCCCUGAAGGCAGCCAGCCUGCCUCCCAGCAAAGCUUUUAGGCUUCAGUAGGGAAUGCAAGAAGCCCAAAAUGGGGAAGAACUGGAGGCAGAAGAGGAAGAGUUGGAGGAACUGGGAAGCAUCAAUGAACAACUAAUAAGGAAACACCAGCUGCCACUCUCCGCACAGUCAGGCUUCAGCUAUGUUCCCCCCCGACGCAAAGAUCCCCCUGAACUCAGCUAUUUUCACCAAGAGAGCAAGACAGGAAGUGUUUCCCUGUAUGACUGCAUCUUUAAAAGACCCAUGGGCUAUGAUGAAAAACUCCACCGCUGUGACAGAGAACACGCCAAAAGCAGAGGACUUCAUAUUAAUGAUGAGGAAAAAGCAAGGCCUAUGGCCGUCUUGUCCUCCUCUGAAUAUGGGCGCCGCAUAGACAAGCCUGUGGAACAGCUGGCCCGAGACCAUGUGCGCAUUAAACACGUUCAGGCGGAAUUCUACAGGAAAAACGGAAUAGCUUGCUUGAUAGAAAAAUCAUCCAGAAACAUUGAAGCAAACUAAGGCUACUUGUUGUGAUUGAUAGCAGGGAAAAAUUAAUGUGCCUGGGUUUUGUUUCUGUAUUA